Molecule: messenger RNA, 841 nt
Organism: Dioscorea cayenensis subsp. rotundata (Guinea yam)
Lineage: Eukaryota; Viridiplantae; Streptophyta; Magnoliopsida; Dioscoreales; Dioscoreaceae
Product: E3 ubiquitin-protein ligase RGLG1-like
Exons: 6
Coding region: 99-611 (170 amino acids)
Source: RefSeq, a predicted model, not a curated record
CACACCCGCACACACGCACACUCCUCUCUCUCUCGAUCUCCAGCACUCACUCGCCCGAUCUUCACCGAUCUUCGCCGCAUCGCCGCACAGCCGCAUCGAUGACCGCACCGCCGCACAGCCACAUCGACGAUCGCCUCCGUCGUAAAUUUCCUUUGUCCAUUGUUUUGGUUGGUGUUGGCGAUGGUCCAUGGGAGAUGAUGAAAGAAUUUGAUGAUAACAUUCCUGACCGAUCCUUCGACAAUUUUCAGUUUGUAAAUUUCACAGAAAUCAUGUCAAAGGAUGUGCCUCAAAAUCGAAAAGAGACAGAAUUUGCUCUUUCAGCACUAAUGGAAAUUCCGUCACAAUAUAAAGCGACAAUAGAGCUUGGCAUCCUUGGCAGGCAUUGUGUUGAAAAACCUCCAAAAAGGAUCAGUCUUCCUUCACCGAUUAGGACUCAUGAUGCAAAAUUGAACACAGCUCUUCAAGAAACUUCUCCAUCAUCUGAUCGGGUUUGCAUUGUUUGCCUCACCAACCGCAAAGAUGUGGCCUUUGAAUGUGGACAUCAGGAAACUCAUGGCUCGAGGAUCAAAAAGUUUGAAGAUUAUGGAGCUACUAGAAGCAAAUGGAACUAGCAUAAAUUGUAUUAGUCACCGACGUUGUAUAUUCAAUGUUUUGUAUUCUAGUUCAACUAAUCAUUUUGGUUAAACAUCAGUGUAAUAUCUUUUAUUUAUCUUAACCAUUUGUGGGUUCAAUAAGUGCAUUGAUUGACAUUAUUAGAUUGUUUGUUUCUUUGCUUGCCAAUUUUUAUUUUUCUGCCUUUGAAAAUAUCAAAUUUACAAUUAGGUUUUUUAAAAUUAGUGUA